This is a messenger RNA of Mustela lutreola (European mink), 3791 nucleotides long. RefSeq names its product H-2 class I histocompatibility antigen, Q10 alpha chain-like. Gene Ontology annotation, cellular component: external side of plasma membrane. Bases 248 to 1723 code for a protein of 491 amino acids. Gene Ontology annotation, biological process: immune response. The transcript is spliced from 10 exons. NCBI's taxonomy places the organism in Eukaryota, Metazoa, Chordata, Mammalia, Carnivora, Mustelidae. The record is from RefSeq and is a predicted model, not a curated record.
AGCGGGGCGGGGCAGAGCGGAGCGAGGACCCAGCGGGUCGGCUGAGGUCGCGCCAGCGCCCCAUUACUGACCCGCGCCCCAUUACGGACCCGUGCGCUAGCUCUCCGGGUUUAGCGCCAGCACACCCCACCCAGCACAGCUGAGGACCGACUCCGGGGAAAUCGACGCCCGGGGGCUGCUCGCUAGGCUGGCUGACCCGGGCUCGCGGGUCCUCGGGGGCGCGCGCGCCUGGACGCCGCCGCGGACGAUGCUGCUGCUCCUGCAGCUGUGGCGUCUAAUGCUGGAGAGCGCGGCAGUUUUAAUUCUUCUGACAUUGCUACCCGAGCCUGACCUCAUCCUGGAUUUCCCCACCGCUGCCCUGGGGCCUCGCCCUCCUGCCACACAGAUGUUGGAACGCUUAUCAGCACAGAAGGGGAACCCCUGGGGGUUGCCUGUGGUGGCCGAUGGCCCAGCUUCCUUAGCGAAGAUGGUGAUGGCAGAACUAGCCAACCUGAAGUUAGAAAACAAACCAUGGCCUGGAGGGACACACUCUCUCCACUACCACUACCUGGCCUUGUCAGAGCCAGGCCCGGACCUUCCCCAGUUUCUGGCUGUAGGCUACGUGGACGACCAGCCCUUCAUCCAUUAUGACAGUCGUGUGGACAGGGCCAAGCCCCAGGCCCCGUGGAUGGCAACUGUGGAUGCCCAGUACUGGGAGACAGAGACUCAGAAGCAGAGGGCCUGGGCAAAGGUGCAGCAGGUGGAGACAUGGACCGUGAUGGGCUACCACAACCAGAGCACUGGCAUGCACAGUACCCAGCGGAUGUUCGGCUGUGAGAUCCGGGAGGACGGCCACACCCACAGCUUCUGGCAGUUCGGCUUCGAUGGGCAGGACCACCUGUCACUGGACCUGGAGACUCUGAACUGGGUGUCGGCCAAACCUGCAGCCAUGCGGACCAAGAGCUGGUGGGAGACAGAGCGCUGCUACGCUGAGUACGACAAGGCCUACCUGGAAGGCCUCUGCCUUGUUUCCCUGCGCAGGUACCUGGAGCUGGGUGGCCAGAGCCUCACCCGGAAAGAAAUCUCCACAGACACAGAACCAAACAGGAUGUGGAGAGAGAGAGUUAAGGAAUCGGCUCACAUGACCAUGGAGGACCGGGAGUUCCGAGAUCUGCAGCUGGCAAGCCAGAGACCCAGGAGAGCCAGUGUUUCAGUUUCAGUCCAUAGACAGGAAAAGACUGAUGUCCCAGCUGCAGGAGAUCAGGCAGGAGAGCCGCCCACGGUGCAGGUGACAAGACACACAGCUCAGGAUGGCGGCAUCACGCUGAAAUGCUGGGCCCGGGGCUUCUACCCACGGGACAUCUCAUUGAGCUGGUGGCUGGGUGAGGAGGAGCUGGUGCUAGAAACUGAGUAUGUGGAGACACGCCCCAGUGGAGAUGGCACCUACCAGACGUGGGCAGCUGUGCAGGUGCCAGCCAGGAUGGAGGACCGGUACACUUGCCAUGUGCAACACUCUGGCCUGAACCACACAUUCACUGUGACCUGGGAAGCACCCCCUCAUCAGUGGAUAACCAGUGCUGUGGUUAUCCCCAUGUUGAUCUUUCUCUUGCUGACGGCUGGAGUGCUGAUCUUCAUCAAGCAGUACUCUCAAGCCAGGAAUCAGGAAUCUUGCAAACGAGCCCCAGGUGGAGAGGACCCUCCAGUGAGCCCAGUGAGAAUGGAGGCUGCUCAGCUACUCUGUUGACACAUGUUUACCGUCAGGUCAAGGAGGUGUUUUGUGGGGUGUGUGGGGGCCUCUAGGGCACUAGCUGGCUGGCCGCAGUGACCCCACUGUGAAGGGCCCACCCCACCCCAAAAUGGAGCCCUCCAUGGCUCCGUCAGCCUCACUCCAAGCAGUUUGUGCCACUAAGAUCACUUUCUUCAUCUUCCUGAAGUCCUUUUCCAAGUCUGUCUCCUGUCUGAGGAGGGCAGGAGUAAUUCCUUGGAUGGGCUCUCACUGGACGGUUAGCAAGCAGAAUGCUUUCCUUUAUUUUUUUGUAUUGUUUUGUUUUUAAAGAUUUUAUUUAUUUGACAGACAGACAUCACAAGUAGGCAGAGAGGAAGGCAGGGAGACGGGGAAGCAGGCUCCCCACGGAGCAGAGAGCCUGAUGCGGGGCUUGAUCUCAGGACCCCGAGAUCACGACCCGAGCCCAAGGCAGAGGCUCAACCCACUGAGCCACCCAGGUGCCCUAGAAUGCUUUCCUGUUAAGUGUAAAUCCCGCUUGAGUCUCUCUGGCUCUCUCUGAGUUGGGCAAUGUGAUUCUCACCGCCACUCCCCAGCAUGAAAACUGAGGCUCUGGGCGGUUAGGGAAGAAGCAGAACACUGGUCCAGGAGUUAAGGGAGCAGCAUCUUGACCCCACCUGCGGGCAUCUGGAUGCAAUGGCCAAAUGCCUGCCUCUCUGUGAAGUGUGUUCUUGUGUGAAUGUGUAUUUUCUUUUGUAAAGGUGAUUAAAGUGUUAGGGUCUGUAAGGAUGUGUGGUUCUGGGAGUGUGAGGGGGAGGGGGUCCAUGAUGUACGUGCAGGUGUGUAGGGGUGAGGGUGUGUUGCGGGGGGUCUUUGUGUAGCUGAGGACAAGUGCAGAGGGACAGACAGCCCAGGGGCCUGUUAGCCGAGGGCAGCUGGAGGAUCAGAAACAAUAUGGUUAGUAUUUUCCAUCCUGUCCUUUUGAAUGGUUUGAAGUUUUACAAUAAGGGACAGAGGAGCUCCACCUUGUCCCAUGGAAAUGCUUGUUGAGAUUCUUGCUAAGGGUGUGGCUGGGGAAGGUCCAGCUUCACCUCUAAUGUUCGGUGGAGCAGAAACCCCAUGUCUUCUUUGUGAACAAGAAUCUCCUGGGGAGCACACAUUCUUGUUUAUUCUAUUCGGGAAGCAGUUCUGGUCUGGGCCACCUGAUGUGCAUGGGGAGGGGAUUCUAGAGCCACAGCACUGGGACCACUGCACUGUCAUAAAGGACACAAGGUUGGGCCCCCUCCACCUCUCUGGAGGACCCCAAGGUAUGACAGAAACUCCUCUGGGACUUCUGAAACCUUCAUGUCUGCUGCCCUGGGAGGCCCCAGGCCCAAGGAUAUUGAAGAUCUGUGAUACUCAGAAAAGAUCCAUCUGCCCUGGUGGCCUGAAGGGCCUCAGCAGGGAACUCUGAACCACCCGAAUGUACAGAAAUUGUUGUCUUACAUGUCUGUCUGUCUGCCUGCCUGUCUCCGUGAUGCCAUCCAUGUGUACAAAGCAGGGUUCUGAGCACUUCACAAGUGCUAACCUGUGCAAUCCUCAUGGCACGCCUGUGAGGGAGAAUUAAUAAAUCCAUGCUACAGGAGAGGAAAGGGAAGCUCAGGGUCCUAUGGCUGGUUCGUGCCAGAGCCAGGAGGGAAGCCUAGGAACUCUGGCAAGUCUGGGCACCUCACCAUGGCACCACCACAGUGCCAUUCUGGAAAUGGGCAUGUUUAAGUCCAGCUCUGCAAUCCCUUAUCUGCAGUUCUGAAAUCCAAAACCCAAAGAAGUUUCUUCCUCGGCAUCCAGACCCAACAUGCAGUGAAAUGAGGCAAUCUGUGGGCCAGUGUGGCCUUUUCAUAGUUUUCUACGGAUGUACUGAUGUCUGAUUACUGCGUGUCACGCCAGACAACCUCUGGAGAUGUUAUGUGAGGCUCAGCAUCUGUGCCUUGGCACUUUCUAAAACCCAAGGAAUUCUGAAUUCUUAAAUAUAUCUGGCCCGAGGGGUUUCAGAUAAGGGCUUGUGGAUCUGUAUUAAUAAGGUUUUGUGAUAAUAAAGGUUUUAUUUUUA